Messenger RNA from Symbiodinium pilosum, 738 nucleotides. The record is from the annotation of a GenBank genome assembly. Lineage: Eukaryota; Dinophyceae; Suessiales; Symbiodiniaceae.
AUGGCCACGCGCGGCUCUGGGCAAAGCCUCACGCCACAGUCAGCUCGUGGGCGGUCGCCCACGGCACGCGCAACUGGCAGCCCAUCUGUAACAAGGAAGUACAAUCCAAAGACAGACUUCCCCAUGGCAUUGGGCGACGAAGAAGACCUCUUGCGAUUGCCUCCGCAGGCAGCCCUCUUCUUCUUCUGUGAGCUUGCAUCCCUGCACUCAGCAGUGCAGGAGGAUGAGCUGUCUGCGCAGCUUCUCUGGCGAGCUCUGGAGCACAGCCGGAGGCUCCCUCCACAGGAUGCAAAUGUGGCCAUGGUGUGGAAUGGUCUGGGACGGGUAGCCUUCCACGUGGGGCGGUUUGAAGAUGCCACCCGUCUUCACAUGCGUGCGCGAAGUAUUCGGGAGAAGGCUCUCGGUGGGGAUACCAUCGAUACUGCCACGUCCUACAACAACCUCGCCUGUUGCCUCGCCGCCUUGGACCGGCAGACGGAGGCAGCAGCAUUCACUGAGCUUGCGGUGGAGAUCUUAAAAGAGCUGGCCGGAGAGGACCAUCCACGGACGUUGACCGCGAGCCGCAACCUCACCAAGGUGCGAACUGCUCCCAAGAAGAUGUCCCUGGAGGCACCUCACCUCUUCAGCCUGCCUUUGCAUGACUUCACAGCAGCUUUGCGAGGGCGACGCAAGAAGAAAAAGAAGAAGUCGCGCAGCGGGUCCAGCAAGAGCAGCAAGAGCAGUAAAGGGAAGCGCUAA